AUGCUUCUGAGAUCUCAGCAAAUCAAGAAACCUCUCUCUCAGAUCAACAAUGGGAUCUCUGCCACCGUCACACCUCGACAUCACCAAAGACAACCUCGAAACCCUCUUCAAAUCCCAACAAGACCUCCUCAACCACUUCUUCAAACACCUCUCCCUCUCCCAAACCCUCCCCUUCUCCCGCCUCCUCCUCUCCAUCUCCGGCACCGUCUUCUUCACCGGCGUCGGCAAAUCCGCCUUCGUCGCUCAAAAAAUCUCUCAAACCCUAAUCUUCCUCAGCUUCCCCUCCUCCUUCUCUCCCCUCUCGACGCCCUCCACGGCGACAUCGCCUCCCUCUCCUCCUCCGACGUCCUCGUCCUCUUCAGCAAAUCCGGCGCCACCGAGGAGCUUCUCCGCCUCGUCCCCUGCGCUAAAGCCAGAGGAGUCUUCCUCGUCUCUCUCACCUCCGUUCCCGGGAACCCCCUCGCCGGAGUUUGCGAUAUGAACGUGCAUUUGCCGUUGCAGAGAGAGUUGUGUCCGUUUGAUCUCGCUCCGGUGACUUCCACGGCGAUUCAGAUGGUGUUUGGGGAUACGAUCGCCGUGGCGUUGAUGGCGGCCAGGAAUCUGACCAAGGAGGAGUAUGGAGCUAAUCAUCCUGCUGGGAGGAUUGGGAAGAGUUUGAUUUUUAAGGUUUGA
Molecule: messenger RNA, 672 nt
Organism: Eruca vesicaria subsp. sativa (arugula)
Lineage: Eukaryota; Viridiplantae; Streptophyta; Magnoliopsida; Brassicales; Brassicaceae
Source: the annotation of a GenBank genome assembly